This is a messenger RNA of Merops nubicus (carmine bee-eater), 893 nucleotides long. It is a transcript of the gene PIGK, whose product is annotated as phosphatidylinositol glycan anchor biosynthesis, class K. Lineage: Eukaryota; Metazoa; Chordata; Aves; Coraciiformes; Meropidae. Gene Ontology annotation, molecular function: GPI-anchor transamidase activity. Gene Ontology annotation, biological process: attachment of GPI anchor to protein; proteolysis; protein localization to cell surface. The record is from RefSeq and is a predicted model, not a curated record. Gene Ontology annotation, cellular component: GPI-anchor transamidase complex. The transcript has 8 exons. The annotation marks the transcript as partial.
GAUCAAGCAGAACAUUUCUUUAGAAGUGGACAUACAAAUAACUGGGCAGUUUUGGUGUGUACAUCUCGAUUCUGGUUUAAUUAUCGUCAUGUGGCAAAUACUCUUUCAGUAUACAGAAGUGUCAAGAGAUUGGGCAUUCAUGAUAGUCACAUUGUCCUGAUGCUGGCAGAUGAUAUGGCGUGUAAUCCCAGAAAUCCCAAACCAGCUACUGUGUUUAGUCAUAAAAACAUGGAGCUAAAUGUCUAUGGCGAUGAUGUGGAAGUGGAUUACAGAAGCUAUGAGGUUACUGUUGAAAAUUUCUUGCGUGUAUUAACAGGAAGAAUCCCACCAAGCACACCGCGAUCUAAGCGUCUUCUUUCUGAUGACAGAAGCAAUAUUUUAAUAUAUAUGACAGGCCAUGGUGGAAAUGGUUUCCUGAAAUUUCAAGAUUCUGAAGAAAUCACAAACGUAGAACUUGCUGAUGCCUUUGAACAAAUGUGGCAGAAAAGAAGGUACAAUGAAUUGUUGUUUAUUAUUGAUACUUGUCAAGGAGCAUCCAUGUAUGAACGCUUUUAUUCACCUAACAUAAUGGCCUUGGCUAGCAGCCAAGUAGGAGAAGAUUCUUUAUCACAUCAACCCGAUCUUGGGAUUGGCGUUCAUCUCAUGGACAGAUACACGUUCUAUGUGCUAGAGUUCUUGGAAGAAAUUCACCCAGCCAGCCAGACAAAUAUGAAUGACCUGUUUCAGGUCUGUCCAAAAAGUUUGUGUGUUUCUACGCCUGGGCAUCGAACUGAUCUCUUUCAGCGAGACCCACAGAACGUUCUGAUAACAGACUUCUUUGGCAGUGUGAGGAAGGUGGAGAUUACAACAGAGACCAUUUCUUUGGACAGUGACUUAGCUGGUUUUGAAAGCAA